Messenger RNA from Iphiclides podalirius (scarce swallowtail), 951 nucleotides. NCBI's taxonomy places the organism in Eukaryota, Metazoa, Arthropoda, Insecta, Lepidoptera, Papilionidae. The record is from the annotation of a GenBank genome assembly.
AUGAUGUCUACGUCUACGGUUUUGCGUGUUAAGAGAAGACUCGAAGAAAAUCCGCAAGAUGCUUUAGUACUGCUGUGCAAAAAAGUAAAAACGAAUAGUGAGGAAAUUGCGCCCUCUUUAUUUGUAUUCAGAGGAACUGUUGAUAAUCAGGAACCAUUACUUGUUAAAAGUAUUGUACCUAAAGAUGAUGUGAAACAAAAAUCUAUAUCCAAUGUCGCAGAUAUCAUUAAAAAAAUCCGUAAAGAGAGGAAAGAUGUGUCAGUUGAAAAUCGUUAUGAAGUGGUCAAUUGUAGCAGAGGUCUGAAGGAAAAUGAGAGUGACAAUGAAGAUCUUUUCGAUUUAGUGGACUUAGCAAAGGCUAAUGACAAGGAGAAAGAUGUUGGCUAUAUUUAUGACCUGUACACACCUGCUAAGCCAGAUUUUGAUGUUUCUAUGUUGGAUAAUUUAGUAAGCAUAGAAAACUAUGAGACGGACUUGAUAUUUGGCUCAUAUAGAGACAAUGGGCUGUUGCCAUCAGACAAUGAAGAAGAUGAAGAUGAUGACUCUAAUGAUGAAAAUAAUUGGAGGAAUGACUACCCAGAUUCAGAGCCAAGCAGCAUUGAUGAGGAUGACAUGAUAAAGGCAAUGGAAAAGUGUGAUAUAGAUGACGAUUUAUCUAGUGACACAGGCGAAGACAAGAUCUAUAACGACCCACCGGAUAUUUUCAACGAAGACGUCAAACGAUACGGCGCCGCCUACGCCGAAUACAAAGCCAGAGUGAUGUCAAUGGAGCCAGAUCAAUCAGACUGUAGAAGCCUCGUCGUCUGUACGAGGGUGAAAGAUUUGGAUGAGGAGUCAAUAGAAGGCUACAAAGACGACAGCGAUGAUGGGUUCUACUAUGGCCAGGAAGAGGACUCGAAACAGUUCCGAGAGCAAUACGAUCAGGACCUAUCUGAUGAGUACAGUCCUGAU